GGGAAGAACGGUCGGCAACAGUAGAUUCCCGACGCUUUGUCUGAACGCCCUUCAUUUCGUGUCAUGUAGUAUUACAAUUAGGCUGACUGCGACUGCUCGGCACAAAACGAACACGAAAGCAGUACUUAUGUCUUCUCAGUCGGUGAAGAGAAACUCGGGGUCCGGUAGUUCCCGAACGCUUCGGGAGACGAGGAGCAAGGCUGCGACAAAACUUGAGACGUCUACCUUGUCAUUGCCAAUUUACGCACACCAGCCCUGGGACCCCUUUAGCGUGCGGCAACGGGAGAAGGACGUGCGAAGCGUUUUCGCCCGCAGUGUCCGAUGGUGGACAGUAUGCAGUUUUAUCCCGUGUUGGAUCGCGAUUUUCGUGAAUGGCUACCUCGCCCGCGUGCGGCACCCGUGGAUGAUAUCCGCGCCUAUUUCUCUGUCCUCGCACGAAACCUGGCACGGACGAUGGCUGGCCACGAUGGGUUUCACAUUCACCGCCCUCCUGUACGCUCUCGUGGUUGCGCCGAAGGCGUUCUGGCGUUUCUUGGAACUGGUGGAUAUUGACCAAGACACAACUGCUGCAGAAGAAAUAAACCCCCAGAUGACAGAUGAGAUCGGAGAAGAUGAAACUGCUGGUAAAAAAAUCACGAGGCGGUCGAGUACCUCCUCGACGAAGCGCAAGUCGAGUCCAAAAAAUCGACGACGGUCGCGAACCCCGGCUGCAUCGACCGCUUCCUCUGCUUCGAACAGGCGACGCUCCGACGUGACGAAUGCAAGUACAACCACCUCCACCUCGAAAGGAGCGGAAGCAGGCCCCAACUUUAUUUCAGGAUCUCGCGGUGCUUCCGGCGCAAUGCAAGUAGCUGCGUACCUAGUCGCCGACGUCCUGACAGUGUGCUACUGUCUGCUUCUGCCUCUUCCGAUUUUUGCGCAGAACAGUAAAGAGCGAGCCUGGACGACGCGAUCAGAACGAAGGCAGUUUUUCUGGGAGAAAGUGCUGUGUAACGCCAGCGAGUUGGCAGCGUUGGUGUGCGCAGGAAUGCAGAUCUCGUGUGCAGGGCUGUGCUGGCAGAGCUGGUGGCCGGUGCAGGAAAACCGGAUUGUCGACACCGAAUGGACGGAACUGGAGUGGACCACCCUCAUUCAUCGUUUCGGAACUACGCCACUGUUUCUCGGCGGAUAUCUCUUCAUUCUCGGGGCUAUCCAUUGGGUUUUCAACGUGAGUGCGCGCAAAGUCCAGGCGGCAGUGUGGCGAAAGAGCGCGAAAAGCACAUUUGGACUGCAGUGCGUCCUCUACGCAUUGGUGCUUAACGUUAUCUACGUGCUGGGAUUGCGCUUGGGCUUCGUCGCAUUUGGCGAGCCCUCCAAGUACACUUUCCUGAACCUGAUGGGGAUCUCGCAAUACAUUGCUGUGCUCUGCUUCAACGCCGCCGCCUUUUCUCUGGCAGAAAUUUUGUCCUGAAAAUAUGUCACACGCAGAGUAGGCUCUACUUUCUGCUUCCAAAAAUACGACUACAUGAGCGCGUUGGUUCUUUCGCCGCUGUAGCAGCAAACCGCAAGUGAAUCUAAC
This is a messenger RNA of Amoebophrya sp. A120, 1558 nucleotides long. NCBI's taxonomy places the organism in Eukaryota, Dinophyceae, Syndiniales, Amoebophryaceae. The record is from the annotation of a GenBank genome assembly.